GGCAGGAUGGUUCAGGUAAAACUGAGUGUUGCAUGUGAUGAGGACCACCUCUGCGGGUUGCACUGAUCUGACUGAGAAAAUGUGUCUUCACGUUUUUAAUGAUGUAAGAUUAUUCAUGAUUCUCAUUACAGUUGCUCCACUCUCCAGCAGACAGGUCUUCCUCAGCGGGGGGGCACCUGCUGUCCCGCUCUGCGCUGCAGUGUCUGCGCGCGCGGAUGAGAGCACAUGAUUAUUGAACAGCUGGAAGGAGAGGCAGACCUGUAACACCUGAGCGGACUUUGAACAUUACAGCAUCGCGCGCACGGGGAAACGCGACAGCCAAAACGCAUCACUUUCCAUCACCGGGAGAUCCAGAAGAUGAUGCCCCGUCUGCCGGGCGGCGGCAGGACGGCGUGCGGGGCGACGAGCACCUUUUUGUCGGCGUGUCUGGUCUCUGCUUGUCAAGCCCUGCGGAGCUGCGGGGAGGUCCAGUGCGGCGAUGGCCAGCAGUGCUGCCCACCCGUCGUCACCGGGAACGGCAGUGCCAGCGCCGCGGUGCGCUGCUGCAAGCUCCCCAUCCACAUUUUCUUCGACAAUGUCGGCUGGUUCACGCGGAAGCUGUCGGGCAUCCUGAUCCUGUUGCUGCUCUUCGCCAUGGGCUACUUCAUCCAGCGGAUCAUCUGCCCACGGCCCCGCAGGCACCCGCACCAUGACCGCAGCGAGGAGCCCUCCCUAUUUCACGGACACGCAUCCGCGUCCCAGGACUCCCUCCUGGAUCGUUACCCCGAGUACAGCAUCGGGGACUUCGCUUCGCCUAACCUGCCAGCCUACGACGAGGUCAAAUACUUGCCCACGUAUGAGGAGAGCAUGCAGGAGAUGCACAGAGACCGGUCUGAUGAUAACUUGCUGUCGGAAAACGAGAGAGGGAGUCGGGAUAGGGGGAGAGCGGCGGGACCGAGAGCCGGAGAGCAGAGACGAGAAGUCCUGGAGGUGUCAGGACCGCAACACAGCCCAAGGACGUCUCGGAACUCUGUCUGACGGGAGACAAGACAUUGGGCAAAGCUUCACAGACAAUACAGCGUCCUUAUUUUAGUAUAAUCAGGGUCAUUAUCUUGCAGAGAUAUAAACUCAAGUGCAAUUAUAAUCCUGAAUGUUCAGAAUAAAAGGAGGAGGCUGAGAAAACGAGUGUGUUCUGUAAGAUUACGGGGGAUUACCCGCCUUUUGUAUGCAAAUAACUGCGUGGGUUAAGUAAAGGAGAUUAUAAGGAAGCGAAGGCGUCUGAAAUCGACACUCUUUGUGAAGGGGACAGCUAAUUUGGCUGCGGUACAAUCGCAUUAAGUUUUACUUCAGCACCUCAAUUUUAAGUGGCACCGUGAAAGAGUGUUUCUGCUGUCACUUUCUCAGACUUAAUGCUGAAUAUACUGCUGGACCUGGACCUUCUUGGCUCUUAUUUAUUCUGUGCUGAAUUUGCAUACAAAAGAAGAAAGAUUCAGUUUUGUCUCCUCUCAGUGACCUGAAAUGUGGGCUGACUGAAGGGCGGAAUAUCAAUUUUGAUUACUUCUCAAGCAGCCCCGCUUUAGAGCCAGUUAAUCUAAAGCUUAUCAUACACACACUUCACUUGGGGCAGACAGGAGAGUGUUAUCAGUGACCUGAGCCAUGUCUGAUACUGCAAAGGCUGAAGAAAAGCAGAGGGGGGAAUUUUCUGGCUAAAAAAACUCUGAUCCUCGGAGCCAUAAUGCCUUCAGGCAACAUGUAUCAGUGACCCCCAGGUUAUGAAUUCAGGAGAGACAAUGGCCGAGUUUACAGCUGGCAUACUGAUGGGGUGUAAGCUGCCAAGAAACAAAGUUGUUGUGUGUUUUGGGCUCAGCAUAUUGGACAAGAUCACAGACCAAGUGCUAUCCUGAGCAGUUCCUGUCUGACUGCACAGGUCAGACAGGAAACAUGAGUGAGUCACAGAGAGGAGGUAAAUUAUCUCUUUCUGUUGUUGAGAUAUACUUGUUCAUCGAUCAUGUCUGUGUAUAAUAAUCUAUUUUAAUUUUCAAUAACUAAUGAGGAAAGAGGGUUUUUUUGAGCUGCUGUGAAAAUACAACCAAACUGACACUACUAAGACCUCAUCACACCAGACCUAAUGGUCUGUAUAUAUAGAUUACAGCUGUAUUUGUCAUUAACUGUGCAUUAAAUCGCCUCAUUAUGUAAUUGUACUCAAAAUGCUCAUUUGUCUUUACGCAUUGCUUUGACAUUGACUGGGCAGUGAACGGUCACACUUGCAAAAUCCUCUUUCUAGACAGAUUUUAUGAGGCAUUAGUUUAUAAUUAGUCCAAGGGGACAAGAAGGACCAUCUCCGUCAUGGCUCAAAGUAAAGGUUGUCUUUACAGUCAAAAAGAUUUAAAGUUAUAAACCAAAUUUGGCUUUUUAGAAUGGCUUCAAUUCAUGUCAUAAGAGGUUUUCAUGGGUCAAAUAGCUGUUUCUGAUUUCAUAACUAUUCAAAAUAAAACAUCCAAAAGAAAAUAAAGAUUAGAAAAAUCAAAAGUUCACAUUUAAGAGGAUAAAAAUAAGUGACUUUGUGUCAUUUUGCUUAAAAAAUUCCAACACAAUCAUCACUCUAGCUGUUUUUUUUUGUACAUUUACACUUUACACUAUCUAACAGUGCAUAAGUGUAAAGCUCAAGGUUGGUUAUAGUUAGUGUGGUUGUCUGUCCAUGAAAUUCUGUCAUAGCCUCUAAAGCAUCUGUAUCAGCUGAGACUCUACAAUUAAGGACCAUGCACUCCUCUAAUGGCCCUGCCACUGAAAGUCUGAGUGUGAUUCUGGUGGCUUUUGUAAUUCAAUCCUGCUAGACCAUGAUGACAGAGGCAAUAGUGAACACUGAUAGCUUUCCUUUCCAGAGAGAGCAUUGUGGGAAGGUGGAGUUUGCACUUAAGAGGCACUAAAUCCAUGGUUAAAACCACUGAUGGAUGGAUGACAUGGAGUGAGUGACCCUAGGAUGCAUGAUAGUGAGUGAUACUUGAAUGAUUCAAGGUGUGAAUGUUGCAUCAAAAUGGUAACCCAGCUUCGAUUUCCGAGCUGUGACGGGAGGUUUUGGAGCAGAGGGCAGUCUACUUUUGUUCCAGGGAUGUAUGCCAGUGAUCCAGUUUCUCUAUUGCUCUCUGAACCAACAAACAGAUAAACUAUUAAGGUCAAAUCAAUGCGCAUUAGCCUCCCCUUAAACUCUGCAUUAUAUCCAGGAAGUGUAUUUUUAGAGGAGCUGCAUUGUGAGAGCAUCGAUUGCACAGAUGAGGACUUGCUAGUCAGUAAAUAUUGCGAAAAAGCACUGUGAUUUAAUAAAAGAUGAGUAUGGG
Xyrichtys novacula (pearly razorfish) is the source of this 3314-nucleotide messenger RNA. NCBI's taxonomy places the organism in Eukaryota, Metazoa, Chordata, Actinopteri, Labriformes, Labridae. The record is from the annotation of a GenBank genome assembly.